UCUGACGGAGCAAGUGACAAUUCAGCGUAGUCUGGCUUUCGGGUCGGAGUUGUAAAAUAUUGCAUCAAAUUAUACACACUUUAAUGUAUUUUUAUAUUUGUGAUGAGUAGGUUAUGUGUUUACUUGGCAUAAGAGGAGUACUAAGAUUCGCUUUCUGUGGGAGACUGACUCAAAAUUACUUUCCUUGAGUUAUUGGAAGGCUACGAUUACUUUUGCUUGGACCUUGGAAGGCUCUCUGAAAACUGCCACCUUGACAUGUAUUCCCGUUUUCUAACAUGCAACGACAACACUGUAUAAGGUUCUGGCCUGCUGGUUCAUGCGGUUCCAUUCCAGCCUUCUCUGUGCUCUGACCACAGCACCCGCCGGGGACCUCAAGCACAUAAAUGGUAGCUCCACACAACUCCAACCCCUGACACACUCUGUACAAUAAAAUAUUUAGAAAGACCAGAAGACCAGAAGAAAGUUGAACAGGAAAUUUAGGCAGCAAAAGAGAUUUUCCGUCUCUCAGGCCUCCCUUGACUUGGCAUCCGUAACCGGACUGGGAGUUGAGACCGCUGAUUUGAGGCUGUGAGUGUCCUCCCCUCUACUGCUUCACAUUCCCUCACCUGUCAGCUGUGUGUGUUUCUGUGAAGACAGUAACUCUGAGGUAGGUUGAUGAGGCUGUGCCUUAGCAUGGCGCUGUGAGGAAGCCGCUGCCUGGACUCUGGACGGACGCUAGUGAAGCGCUAACACACCUUGGACCAUCAUGGGGAAGGAGCAGGACCUACUGCAGGCUGUCAAGACCGGAGACCUGCCCUCCACUCAGAAACUACUGGCCAAGCUCAAAGCCAGCCGAAACAAGUUGUUGGGCUCCACGAAGAGACUGAACGUCAACUACCAGGAUGGAGAUGGGUUCUCAGCUCUCCACCAUGCUGCUCUGACCGGAACUACAGACCUGCUGUCUGUGCUGCUGGAGGCCCAGGCCACCGUUGACAUCAAGGACAGGAACGGUAUGCGUCCGCUCCACUAUGCAGCAUGGCAGGGCAAGGCUGACUCUGUCCUUAUGCUGCUGCGGGCCGGAGCUGGAGUCAAUGGGGUCUCACAGGAUGGACACAUCCCCCUGCACCUGGCCGCACAGUACGGACACUAUGACGUGUCUGAGAUGCUACUGCAGCACCAGUCCAACCCCUGUCUGAUCAACAAAACCAAGAAGACCCCCCUAGACCUGGCCUGUGAGUUCGGUAGAGUCAAGGUUGCUCAGCUGUUGUUGAGUAGUAACAUGGUGGUGGCUCUGUUAGAGGGUAAUAGUAAGGAACCUGCAGACUCAGGCUUUAACACUCCGCUGCAUCUCGCCGCACGCAACGGACACAAGGACAUCAUCCGGUUGCUGCUGAAAGCGGGCAUCGACAUCAACAGGGCCACUAAGGCUGGCACUGCCCUACACGAGGCUGCCCUCUACGGCAAGACGGAGGUGGUCAGACAGCUGCUAGAGGCUGGUAUAGACGUGAACAUCCGUAACACGUACAACCAGACAGCCCUGGACAUGGUGAACCAGUUCACCACCUCCCACGCCAGCAAGGACAUUAAGCAACUCCUACGAGAUGCUACAGGUGUCCUGCAGGUGAGAGCUCUGAAAGACUACUGGAACGUCCACGACCCCACUGCUCUCAACAUCCGGGCCGGGGAUGUCAUCAUGGUCCUAGAGCAGCACAUGGACGGGCGCUGGAAGGGGCACAUCCACGACAGCCAGAGGGGCACCGACCGGGUGGGCUACUUCCCCCCGAACAUUGUAGAGGUCAUCAGCAGACGCUCAGGGGGCACCCUGUCCCGGCACGCCUCUCUGCCCACCCAGCGCCACCAGCUCCUCUCCAGAGCCCCCCUCUCCUCCAGCCUGAGCUCAGCCCCCCAGACCGACGACUCCUACACACUGUACACCCCCAACAAUCCCCACCUGGCCCUCCCCCACACCAUCGGCCUCAGCGCCAACCCAGGUCGGCCUCCCAGCAGCCUCUCUCAGCCUGGUUGUCCCAAGGAGGACAUCUGGGUGCUCAGGAACUCACACACCACUGCAGGUGACAGGAACAGUGUAGGGAGUACGGGCAGUGUGGGCAGCACCCGUAGUGCUGGGAGUGGACAGAGCACAGAGAGUAACACUGCUGUCAACGGACAACACCACCAGACCACCGCACUCCCAGACACAGCCAAACCAGCGCCCUCUGCUGGUGACUCAGGGCAACCAGUCCCCAAUAAACAGCCUGACCUGACUGCAGUGGUUCUGGGUGCUCCUCGGAGGCCGAUGGUGAACAUACAGAGACCAGGGGAACAGCAGUUUGUCUCCCCACAGUUUGUACGUCCUCAGCAGCUACUGGAGGGCAAGGAUGCAGAGGCCAUCUACCAGUGGCUGAGUGACUUCCAGUUGGAGCAGUACACUGGGAACUUCAUCACGGCCGGCUACGACGUCCCCACCAUCAGCAGGAUGACCCCAGAGGACCUGACGGCCAUCGGCGUCACAAAGCCAGGCCACCGCAAGAAGAUCUCAAUCGAGAUAGGAAACCUCAGCAUCCCCGAGUGGCUGCCUGAAUACAUCCCGGCAGACCUGGGGGAGUGGCUGAGUACCAUAGGCCUGCCUCAGUACCAAAGGAAGCUGUCAGAGAACGGCUAUGACUCCAUCAGCAUCGUACGGGACCUGACCUGGGAGGACCUGCAGGAGAUAGGCAUCACCAAGCUGGGCCACCAAAAGAAGAUGAUGCUGGCCGUGAAGAAGCUGUGUGACAUCCAGAGGGCCAUCCUGGCUGCAGAAUCUGGCCAGGGCACGUUGCGCCGCAAGCCCCCUGGAGCCCUUCACCUGGUCACCAUCGAGCCCCCUGACAGCUCCUCCGACUGCCCCUCGCCCCACACCCCCAAGAUGCUGACCUUCCAGGACAGUGAGCUGAGUGCUGAGCUGCAGACAGCCAUGUCCAGCCACUACCAGGAGGGCCUGGCCUUUAAGAGUGCUGUGGGCAUGUCUCGGAGCCAAGAGAGCAUCGACGCCCGGUCCAGGGGCUCAGGGCGCUCCCAGGACCCCCCCACAGCCUCCAUCACUCCCCACAGCCUCUCACAGGAGAGCCUAGGCAGCAGCAGCACCUCCACCAGCCUCAGUGCUGACAGCAGCCCUGCCAAGGAGAGGAACAUUCCAGAAGGCUGGGACCAGAGGUCCAUACUACAGCAGCAGCUUCCCAAGCAGGUCCCCCUGGGGGCAGCCACCGUGUUCCAGUACCCAGCCAUCCCAGCCAAGCCUAAAGGCCCUGGGUCUCACUCCCUAGGCUCCUCUCCCCAGGGCUCCCCGGCCCAGAGGGGCUUCAGUUACCUCCACUCCCACUGUGGCAGCACCGACCUGGGCCACGGCUCGCCCACCAAGCCCUUGGCACACACCUACCACGCCAUGACCCUGGCCCCGCCUAAGAAGCGCAGCCAGAGCCUGACACGCUAUGCCCUGUCAGAUGGCGAACCAGACGAAGAGGAUGACGACCUGGCUCCACCCUCUAGCACCCUAGAGUCCUACGCCACCCUGACCCGCCGGCCCGGACGCAGCCAGCUGGCAGGCAUGCAGAUCCCACCCGUAAAGUACGGCACUGUGGGACGUAGCCAGUCCUUUGCCGUGCGAGCUCGUAAAAAGGGUCCCCCUCCAGCCCCACCCAAGAGACUGAGCUCGGUGAGCAGUAGCCUCAGCGUUGGGUCCACUGAGAAUAUGGCGCCCUCUCCUGGGGGGGUGGAGACAGACAGUCCAGGGAGCGUGAGGAGCAUCGCAGCCUGUCUGGAGGCCUCCACUGAGGGGAAGAGCCUGUCCAGGCCCAGGUUGGACCUCCUCCAACCAGAGCCUCCCCUCCCCAGCCUCACCCCCUCAGGACUGGAGCCCAGAGAGGCCUCUGCAGGGAUGAGGAGGAGGGUGCAGAGCGAAUGUGUUCCAGCCCAGACCGACAUCCAAGACCAUUACCCAGUCCCAGAGCGAGGGGUGAAGUCAGACUCUGAGGAGGAGGAACCUAAGACACCGGGUUUGGAUGGCUCCUCAUCCCCACACAAUAGCUCCAGCGAGUGUAUCCCCUUCGCCGAGGAGGGCAACCUCACCAUCAAGCAGAGGCCCAAGGUGGGAGGGCCGCCCAGGGCCGAGAGCACUGUGGAGAUCCCGGCAGACAAGAACGGGCCCACCAAGACAGCCCUGGAGGUGCCUGAGUUUAACCUGAAGGAGUCAGACACUGUGAAGCGGAGAUACAAGCCUAAAGACCAUGCUGGCAGCUCUCCCACCAGUGACAGUGAGGGCCAGAUAGGGUCAGACUCCAGUCCAGGCAGCAGGCCCCAGUCCCAAAGCUGUGAGGAGGUGAGUCUGGUCAGUCUGAGGAUCAGUGAGGCCAGUCUGGAGGGGCUGGAGAACCUAGCAGUGACAGGCACACCCCUCAAACCCCCCGUCUCCCCCAAGCCUCACAGCUCCCACGGACCCCCCGUCACAGCCCCAAAACCAUCCCGACACAGUCUGGCUGCUGCUACAGCCAUAGUGCCGCCCACUAUGACUGUCAAUGUGGUACAGACUCUUGCCUUCUCAGCCCCACCAUCACCCACACCCAGCCGGUGUCCCCCAGCCCCAGGGCUUCAGUGCCAGGCAGCCCAGACAGGCAAGCCCCAGGUCUGUGUGGUCGGCCCAGGCCCAGGGGUAGAGUCUGGCCCGGGGUUAGAGGUGGUGCAGCAGCAGAGGCUGGAGCAGACCAGCACCUCUCUGGAGGCAGCACUGCAGGCUGUGGAGAGAAAACUCACCCAGGAGGACAGCACUGACGGUGGGUCUAACACAGUGAAGUCAACUGGCAACAUUCUGGAUGACAUUGGCAACAUGUUUGAUGACCUUGCUGACCAGCUAGAUGCCAUGCUGGACUAAGCCCUCUAUCCACUCCACUGACCAGCCCAUUGACCCUUGACCCUUCACCUCAGGAAGUACUAAUGACCAUGAGAGGGAGAAUGGAGCAGGUCACCCCACCUAAGUGUUAUCUCCGACCCCGACGCCCUUCAAACUACAGACCAACCCCCACCACCAGACUAACAGAAAACAUAUGGGACUACAUUGUAGGAUGUGCCAUGGAGUGGGAUGCUUUUAAUGAACAGUGUGGAUCCAUCUCCCUCCUCCCUUCCUCCAUGUUGUCACUUCCUCUCCUUUCAUCACCAGCACUUAACUCUGCUCUACAGUGCUUUGCCAUCAGUCACAAGAACCCUGUUGGUUUCAACACAGGGCCUGACUGACUGUAGAUACAUGAGGGAUGGACAACAUACUGUACCAGUACACUGUUGGUUUCAACACAGGGCCUGACUGACUGUAGAUACAUGAGGGAUGGACAACAUACUGUACCAGUACACUGUUGGUUUCCACACAGGGCCUGACUGACUGUAGAUACAUGAGGGAUGGACAACAUACUGUACCAGUACACUGUUGGUUUCCACACAGGGCCUGACUGACUGUAGAUACAUGAGGGAUGGACAACAUACUGUACCAGUACACUGUUGGUUUCAACACAGGGCCUGACUGACUGUAGAUACAUGAGGGAUGGACAACAUACUGUACCAGUACACUGUUGGUUUCCACACAGGGCCUGACUGACUGUAGAUACAUGAGGGAUGGACAACAUACUGUACCAGUACACUGUUGGUUUCAACACAGGGCCUGACUGACUGUAGAUACAUGAGGGAUGGACAACAUACUGUACCAGUACACUGUUGGUUUCAACACAGGGCCUGACUGACUGUAGAUACAUGAGGGAUGGACAACAUACUGUACCAGUACACUGUUGGUUUCAACACAGGGCCUGACUGACUGUAGAUACAUGAGGGAUGGACAACAUACUGUACCAGUACACUGUUGGUUUCAACACAGGGCCUGACUGACUGUAGAUACAUGAGGGAUGGACAACAUACUGUACCAGUACACUGUUGGUUUCAACACAGGGCCUGACUGACUGUAGAUACAUGAGGGAUGGACAACAUACUGUACCAGUACACUGUUGGUUUCAACACAGGGCCUGACUGACUGUAGAUACAUGAGGGAUGGACAACAUACUGUACCAGUACACUGUUGGUUUCAACACAGGGCCUGACUGACUGUAGAUACAUGAGGGAUGGACAACAUACUGUACCAGUACACUGUUGGUUUCAACACAGGGCCUGACUGACUGUAGAUACAUGAGGGAUGGACAACAUACUGUACCAGUACACUGUUGGUUUCAACACAGGGCCUGACUGACUGUAGAUACAUGAGGGAUGGACAACAUACUGUACCAGUACACUGUUGGUUUCAACACAGGGCCUGACUGACUGUAGAUACAUGAGGGAUGGACAACAUACUGUACCAGUACACUGUUGGUUUCAACACAGGGCCUGACUGACUGUAGAUACAUGAGGGAUGGACAACAUACUGUACCAGUACACUGUUGGUUUCAACACAGGGCCUGACUGACUGUAGAUACAUGAGGGAUGGACAACAUACUGUACCAGUACACUGUUGGUUUCAACACAGGGCCUGACUGACUGUAGAUACAUGAGGGAUGGACAACAUACUGUACCAGUACACUGUUGGUUUCAACACAGGGCCUGACUGACUGUAGAUACAUGAGGGAUGGACAACAUACUGUACCAGUACACUGUUGGUUUCAACACAGGGCCUGACUGACUGUAGAUACAUGAGGGAUGGACAACAUACUGUACCAGUACACUGUUGGUUUCAACACAGGGCCUGACUGACUGUAGAUACAUGAGGGAUGGACAACAUACUGUACCAGUACACUGUUGGUUUCAACACAGGGCCUGACUGACUGUAGAUACAUGAGGGAUGGACAACAUACUGUACCAGUACACUGUUGGUUUCAACACAGGGCCUGACUGACUGUAGAUACAUGAGGGAUGGACAACAUACUGUACCAGUACACUGUUGGUUUCAACACAGGGCCUGACUGACUGUAGAUACAUGAGGGAUGGACAACAUACUGUACCAGUACACUGUUGGUUUCAACACAGGGCCUGACUGACUGUAGAUACAUGAGGGAUGGACAACAUACUGUACCAGUACACUGUUGGUUUCAACACAGGGCCUGACUGACUGUAGAUACAUGAGGGAUGGACAACAUACUGUACCAGUACACUGUUGGUUUCAACACAGGGCCUGACUGACUGUAGAUACAUGAGGGAUGGACAACAUACUGUACCAGUACACUGUUGGUUUCAACACAGGGCCUGACUGACUGUAGAUACAUGAGGGAUGGACAACAUACUGUACCAGUACACUGUUGGUUUCAACACAGGGCCUGACUGACUGUAGAUACAUGAGGGAUGGACAACAUACUGUACCAGUACACUGUUGGUUUCAACACAGGGCCUGACUGACUGUAGAUACAUGAGGGAUGGACAACAUACUGUACCAGUACACUGUUGGUUUCAACACAGGGCCUGACUGACUGUAGAUACAUGAGGGAUGGACAACAUACUGUACCAGUACACUGUUGGUUUCAACACAGGGCCUGACUGACUGUAGAUACAUGAGGGAUGGACAACAUACUGUACCAGUACACUGUUGGUUUCAACACAGGGCCUGACUGACUGUAGAUACAUGAGGGAUGGACAACAUACUGUACCAGUACACUGUUGGUUUCAACACAGGGCCUGACUGACUGUAGAUACAUGAGGGAUGGACAACAUACUGUACCAGUACACUGUUGGUUUCAACACAGGGCCUGACUGACUGUAGAUACAUGAGGGAUGGACAACAUACUGUACCAGUACACUGUUGGUUUCAACACAGGGCCUGACUGACUGUAGAUACAUGAGGGAUGGACAACAUACUGUACCAGUACACUGUUGGUUUCAACACAGGGCCUGACUGACUGUAGAUACAUGAGGGAUGGACAACAUACUGUACCAGUACACUGUUGGUUUCAACACAGGGCCUGACUGACUGUAGAUACAUGAGGGAUGGACAACAUACUGUACCAGUACACUGUUGGUUUCAACACAGGGCCUGACUGACUGUAGAUACAUGAGGGAUGGACAACAUACUGUACCAGUACACUGUUGGUUUCAACACAGGGCCUGACUGACUGUAGAUACAUGAGGGAUGGACAACAUACUGUACCAGUACACUGUUGGUUUCAACACAGGGCCUGACUGACUGUAGAUACAUGAGGGAUGGACAACAUACUGUACCAGUACACUGUUGGUUUCAACACAGGGCCUGACUGACUGUAGAUACAUGAGGGAUGGACAACAUACUGUACCAGUACACUGUUGGUUUCAACACAGGGCCUGACUGACUGUAGAUACAUGAGGGAUGGACAACAUACUGUACCAGUACACUGUUGGUUUCAACACAGGGCCUGACUGACUGUAGAUACAUGAGGGAUGGACAACAUACUGUACCAGUACACUGUUGGUUUCAACACAGGGCCUGACUGACUGUAGAUACAUGAGGGAUGGACAACAUACUGUACCAGUACACUGUUGGUUUCAACACAGGGCCUGACUGACUGUAGAUACAUGAGGGAUGGACAACAUACUGUACCAGUACACUGUUGGUUUCCACACAGGGCCUGACUGACUGUAGAUACAUGAGGGAUGGACAACAUACUGUACCAGUACACUGUUGGUUUCAACACAGGGCCUGACUGACUGUAGAUACAUGAGGGAUGGACAACAUACUGUACCAGUACACUGUUGGUUUCCACACAGGGCCUGACUGACUGUAGAUACAUGAGGGAUGGACAACAUACUGUACCAGUACACUGUUGGUUUCAACACAGGGCCUGACUGACUGUAGAUACAUGAGGGAUGGACAACAUACUGUACCAGUACACUGUUGGUUUCAACACAGGGCCUGACUGACUGUAGAUACAUGAGGGAUGGACAACAUACUGUACCAGUACACUGUUGGUUUCAACACAGGGCCUGACUGACUGUAGAUACAUGAGGGAUGGACAACAUACUGUACCAGUACACUGUUGGUUUCAACACAGGGCCUGACUGACUGUAGAUACAUGAGGGAUGGACAACAUACUGUACCAGUACACUGUUGGUUUCAACACAGGGCCUGACUGACUGUAGAUACAUGAGGGAUGGACAACAUACUGUACCAGUACACUGUUGGUUUCAACACAGGGCCUGACUGACUGUAGAUACAUGAGGGAUGGACAACAUACUGUACCAGUACACUGUUGGUUUCAACACAGGGCCUGACUGACUGUAGAUACAUGAGGGAUGGACAACAUACUGUACCAGUACACUGUUGGUUUCAACACAGGGCCUGACUGACUGUAGAUACAUGAGGGAUGGACAACAUACUGUACCAGUACACUGUUGGUUUCAACACAGGGCCUGACUGACUGUAGAUACAUGAGGGAUGGACAACAUACUGUACCAGUACACUGUUGGUUUCAACACAGGGCCUGACUGACUGUAGAUACAUGAGGGAUGGACAACAUACUGUACCAGUAC
This is a messenger RNA of Oncorhynchus keta (chum salmon), 9471 nucleotides long. Its product is annotated as caskin-2-like. Gene Ontology annotation, molecular function: protein binding. The record is from RefSeq and is a predicted model, not a curated record. NCBI's taxonomy places the organism in Eukaryota, Metazoa, Chordata, Actinopteri, Salmoniformes, Salmonidae. The transcript has 20 exons. Bases 746 to 4882 code for a protein of 1378 amino acids.